AUGGUUCCCCCACUGAAACCGAUAGUGACUAGUAAGCCAUUCGAGAUUGUCGGUAUGGAUAUACUAGAAAUGGGACCCACAACCGAAGGUAACCGCUAUAUCCUAGCGGUAGUUGACCAUUUCUCGAAAUUCGCCGGGGCUUACGCGAUUCCAUCCAAAUCCGCAUCAGUCGUAGCUCGAGUCUUUUUCGAACGGUGGGUGGCAGAAGGCGGUCGCCAGCCGAAAUGUAUCCUAUCGGAUCAAGGAGGAGAGUUCGAAAAUAAGCUGAUGGAGGAGCUAAGGAAGCUGAUGGGAUGUGAGCAGGUGUUUACUAAAGGCUAUAACCCGCGUGAGAACGGCAUCACCGAGCGAUUCAAUCAAACCAUCAUCGCAAUGCUACGGAAGAAAGCGCAAGUGGCGGUAGAGUGGGACAAAAUUCUUCCAGCAUGUGUUUUCGCUUACAACACUACCGUCCACGAAUCCACGGGAGAGUCGCCUUUCUUUUUAUUGCAUGGAUUUGACGCGCACGUCCCCUGGGAUGUAGCCGGAACUGAAAUCAGCAAAUACGCCGUGGACCUGGACAGCUACGUGCAGGAAUUGGCGGUUGGCACGCAGAUUGCCCGUGAGUACGCCCGAGGAGUGAACGAGAAAAUGCGAGAGCAAAUGAAAGCCUCGUACGAUCGCGAGAAAGGAGUUGACUCGCGUCCUGUUCCUCCGCAGAUAGGCGACCGAGUAUAUAUGAAGAUACCGGGAGAGCGGCAAUCAUAUCGCAACCCUAAACUAGCUAAUCCCUGGGAGGGACCCUACCGGGUGUUGGACACCAGCAGCAAUAGCGCGCUGAUCACACUCAUAGGUGCGAAUAAAGAGCCUGUUAGAGUGCCUUUCGACCUGCUGAGAAAACUGCCCCGGGGAAUAUCCGAUGAACCCCUUAGAACUAGAAAGACUAGGGGAAAAAGGGGGCGCCCGCGCAAGAAACCCACAUCUGAUCCAGUAAUGACGCUGAUCGAGGCCAACGAUCCACUUCAUCUUCGAUUUCGAUGUGAAUGCGGCCUUUUUGGACAAAUGGCCCACGUCGCGUUGCCUGGCCUAACACACGCCAUGGCCCGAUCGAAGAAAGUAAUGGACAUGUUCCAGUUAGCCAAUGUCGCGUCCGUCUCAGAGGAACAAUGUUGGGGCGACGAGAAGAAGGAGACUGAAUUAAGGAGGAAGAACUCA
This is a messenger RNA of Cylicostephanus goldi, 1194 nucleotides long. The record is from the annotation of a GenBank genome assembly. Lineage: Eukaryota; Metazoa; Nematoda; Chromadorea; Rhabditida; Strongylidae.